AUGUUGCGCCGCCAAGCUCGUGAACGCCGCGACUACCUCUACCGGAGAGCUUUGCAGCUCCGUGAUGCUUCAAUUGCCGAAAAACGAGCUCAGCUAAAAGCCUCGUUGGCUUCUGGAAAGCCUCUUGACCCGUCGAUUGCAAAUGACAAAUCCCUUCGCCAAGAUUUCAAAUACGACGAGUCCAAAGAUGAAGUGGACGUUGACGAUGAAUAUGCUUUGACGUCUGGUUUGAUUGACCCUCGCCCACUCGUGACCACAUCUCGCUCGCCGUCAGCCCGGCUGGGCGCAUUCGCGAAGGAAAUUCGACUACUUCUUCCAACAUCUAUUCGCCUCAAUCGAGGUAACCUCGUCAUGCCAGAUCUUGUCUCUAGCGCUACUUCUGCGUCUCUGACCGACAUGGUUCUACUGCACGAGCAUCGUGGUACACCAACCGCUCUCACCGUUUCCCACCUUCCUCAUGGCCCGACCGCCAGUUUCUCCCUUCACAAUGUCGUCCUUCGAGCGGACAUUCCCAAUGCCGACCGUGGAACAGUGUCGGAGAGCUAUCCGCAUCUGAUCUUCGAAGGAUUCACCACGAAGCUCGGCCAGCGUGUCGUCCAAAUCUUGAAGCACUUAUUCCCUCCUCGUGAACCCGGCAAGGUUGGCACUCGAGUGGUCAGCUUUGUCAAUAAGGAGGACAGCAUCGAAGUUCGUCAUCAUGUUUUUGUGAAGAGCAGCUACCGAGAUGUCGAACUUGCGGAAGUGGGACCACGAAUGACCAUGCGCCUGUUCGAGAUCCGUGGUGGGACCCUUGAAAAGGGCUCUACAGGUGACGUGGAAUGGGCCCUUACUCAAUACACGAGAACCAGCAAGAAGAAGGACUAUCUCUGA
Penicillium oxalicum is the source of this 870-nucleotide messenger RNA. Its product is annotated as snoRNA-binding rRNA-processing protein IMP4. Lineage: Eukaryota; Fungi; Ascomycota; Eurotiomycetes; Eurotiales; Aspergillaceae. Gene Ontology annotation, biological process: rRNA processing. Gene Ontology annotation, molecular function: rRNA primary transcript binding; snoRNA binding. The record is from RefSeq and is a predicted model, not a curated record. Gene Ontology annotation, cellular component: small-subunit processome; Mpp10 complex; nucleolus. The transcript has 2 exons. The coding region runs from base 1 to 870 and encodes 289 amino acids.